CGCAUAGGAACCAAAGCGGGACUCCCCAGGGAGCAGCCAAAGCACACAAACAGUACUUUUCCAUCUCUGUGUGUUUCACCACGGACCAUUAUCUGUUGUCCCUGACACAGGUGCCCAGCUGGAAAGCUUCCCAAAUGAGCACCGCGAUGCCCCACGCUGCAGCCGUCCCCGCUCCUCCCUACAGACCCACUGCUGGCUGCAAGCAGACACAGCACGGUCCCCUCCCUGCCUACAGCCCUUCAACAGAGCUUCAUGGACUGCUGGGCUCUGGAGUCCCACCAGCGGUGGCUCUGCAGGGAAAAGCAGCAAGGGCUCUUCAGCCAUGUCUCCCCUUGCCGCUCCCUUCUGCCAGGCCCCCGGCAUCAUCGUCUUUGUGACAUCACCGCGGUGCACCCAAGGGAUACGGGAGAGCACCCGCUGGUACCCACAGUCAGUCAGCGCCAGCAGCCUCUCCUGCCUGACUGUUGGGACUGGGCCUGGUUCUCCAGGGCAGUGGCUGCCGAGCGAACCGUGGGUCCAGGGCCGACAGCAGAAAUGGAAUGGGAGCCGGCUCCCGCACCAGCGCCAUCCCUUUGUGCUCCGCAUGCGCUGGGGCAGUCGGCAGACACGGCUGCUGCCGGCCCUUCAGGACAGGGGCAAACAGCGCCCUGUGACACAGCCGCAGCAGCCACACAGGAGGAGCGGGAUGUGCAACCCAGCAGCGAGGGACACGACACCGUCCGAAUCCCUCCUCUUUCCAACCGGAGCAGGGGCCCAGCCAGCGAAUUCUCAGGCCUCGGCUUUCCACAGAGGCUGUGGAAGAUCCUGGAAAGCAGCGAGUUUCGGUCCAUCUGGUGGGGUAUGGGAGGAAAAUGUGUGGCCAUCAGUGAAGAACUCUUCCAACAGGAGGUGCUGGGCCGGGUUUUCUCCACACAGAAGAUGAACUCUUUCCUCCGGCAACUGUACAACUACGGCUUCACCAGAGUGCACCCAGACUCCCAGAGAUCUGCCUCCCUGCCUGAAUUCCUUGCUGAGGAAGCAGCAGCCUCUUCUCACAGCAAGGUGCUCUACUACCACAGCCCCAGCUUCAGCAGAGAGCGUCCCCAGCUGCUGGAGCAGCACAAGAGGAAAGCUGCCAUCAAGCGGAAGGCCCCGGGGGCAGCACAGGAGGAGGAAAAACAUCCCCCCAGAAGCGCCGAUGCGCAGCCUGCAGUGCACACGAGGGCAUCUCCACCCGCCAAGCGACGGAAUGGAGCACUUCCUGGCCCCAGCACUGCCCGUCCAUCCCCAAGGGCAGCUGCUCCCUCAAGCCCAGAGCCUGCCAGAGCAGCAGGCAGCAAGAGCUUCAUCCCUCCCAACCACUUCUUCCCACCACCAUGGUGCCCAGCUGGAAAGCUUCCCAAAUGGGCACCGCGAUGGCCCACGCUGCAGCCGUCCCCGCUCCUCCCUGCAGACCCACUGCUGGCUGCAAGCAGACACAGCACGGUCCCCUCCCUGCCUACAGCCCUUCAACAGAGCUUCAUGGACUGCUGGGCUCUGGAGUCCCACCAGCGGUGGCUCUGCAGGGAAAAGCAGCAAGGGCUCUUCAGCCAUGUCUCCCCUUGCCGCUCCCUUCUGCCAGGCCCCCGGCAUCAUCGUCUUUGUGACAUCACCGCGGUGCACCCAAGGGAUACAGGAGAGCACCCGCUGGUACCCACAGUCAGUCAGCGCCAGCAGCCUCUCCUGCCUGACUGUUGGGACUGGGCCUGGUUCUCCAGGGCAGUGGCUGCCGAGCGAACCGUGGGUCCAGGGCCGACAGCAGAAAUGGAAUGGGAGCCGGCUCCCGCACCAGCGCCAUCCCUUUGUGCUCCGCAUGCGCUGGGGCAGUCGGCAGACACGGCUGCUGCCGGCCCUUCAGGACAGGGGCAAACAGCGCCCUGUGACACAGCCGCAGCAGCCACACAGGAGGAGCGGGAUGUGCAACCCGGCAGCGAGGGACACGACACCGUCCGAAUCCCUCCUCUUUCCAACCGGAGCAGGGGCCCAGCAAGUGAAUUCUCAGGCCUCGGCUUUCCACAGAGGCUGUGGAAGAUCCUGGAAAGCAGCGAGUUUCGGUCCAUCUGGUGGGGUAUGGGAGGAAAAUGUGUGGCCAUCAGUGAAGAACUCUUCCAACAGGAGGUGCUGGGCCGGGUUUUCUCCACACAGAAGAUGAACUCUUUCCUCCGGCAACUGUACAACUACGGCUUCACCAGAGUGCACCCAGACUCCCAGAGAUCUGCCUCCCUGCCUGAAUUCCUUGCUGAGGAAGCAGCAGCCUCUUCUCACAGCAAGGUGCUCUACUACCACAGCCCCAGCUUCAGCAGAGAGCGUCCCCAGCUGCUGGAGCAGCACAAGAGGAAAGCUGCCAUCAAGCGGAAGGCCCCGGGGGCAGCACAGGAGGAGGAAAAACAUCCCCCCAGAAGCGCCGAUGCGCAGCCUGCAGUGCACACGAGGGCAUCUCCACCCGCCAAGCGACGGAAUGGAGCACUUCCUGGCCCCAGCACUGCCUGUCCAUCCCCAAGGGCAGCUGCUCCCUCAAGCCCAGAGCCUGCCAGAGCAGCAGGCAGCAAGAGCUUCAUCCCUCCCAACCACUUCUUCCCACCACCAUGGUAG
Molecule: messenger RNA, 2610 nt
Organism: Pezoporus flaviventris
Lineage: Eukaryota; Metazoa; Chordata; Aves; Psittaciformes; Psittacidae
Exons: 4
Coding region: 253-2610 (785 amino acids)
Biological process (GO): regulation of DNA-templated transcription
Molecular function (GO): sequence-specific DNA binding; DNA-binding transcription factor activity
Source: RefSeq, a predicted model, not a curated record